GUAACACCUAAAUAGCUCCCCUCCCCGACCUAGCAUUAGCAACAUGUCACAUACAUAACCGGAGUCGCAAUGUUUCCGCUAAGAACACUGCUGGUUUCCUACAAUAGAGCAUUGCUCGCGACUUGUAAACAAACGAAUGUCGUUCACGUCAGGAGGACGCUUCACCUGCAUCGGACACCUCUCUUAACAAGAACAGAUGCCAGGUGGGUUGGACUGCGGCACUCGUCCGGUUCGGUGGCGGCGAGCGGACAAGAGGAUUUCCUCAAAUGGUUUCUCCUGCUGAUCCCGGCCACUACGUUCGGACUCGGUACUUGGCAGGUGAAACGUCGACAAUGGAAAUUACAGUUGAUCGAUGAUCUGACCAGACUCACCACGGCCGAGCCUGUCCCGCUUCCUAUCGACCCCCUGGAGCUUCAACAGCUGGAGUACAGACGGGUGCGCGUGCGCGGCCGCUACGAGCACGACAAGGAGCUGUACAUCCUGCCACGUUCGCCUGUCGACCCCGAGAAGGAGGCCAGGGAGGCGGGACGCUUGUCGUCUAGCGGAGAAACUGGCGCCAACGUGGUCACACCGUUUUACUGCACGGACCUCGGCAUCACAAUCCUGGUGAACCGAGGUUACGUCCCCAGGCAGAAGAUUUCACCAGAGAGCAGGACCAAGGGCCAGGUAGAGGAUGAAGUGGAGGUGGUCGGCGUGGUCCGGCUGACGGAGCAGCGCAAGCCUUUCGUGCCUAACAACGACCCCGACCGAAACCGAUGGCACUACCGCGACGUAGAAGCCAUGGCGAACGUGACGGGAGCUCAACCCAUCUUCAUUGACGCCGAUUUUGGCAGCACCAUCCCAGGCGGGCCGGUCGGCGGUCAGACGAGGGUGACGCUAAGGAAUGAACACAUGCAGUAUAUUAUCACCUGGUACGGUUUGUGCGCAACCACCGCUUACAUGUGGUACGCAAAGUUCGUCAAGAAGAUUAAAGUGUAAAAUGUAAGAUGUGAUUUGUUUGUAUUUCAUUGCUCUGUGUGAUACUCUUAGGCUAGGUUCAUAUUGCAGGUCUCAGAGAGUUUAAGAGGACACUUCCAUUUAGGCUAAUGCUAUGCUAAAGCUACGAAUGUCAUUUAGUGUACGAUUAUCACUCAACACAGACCCAUGGACUUCAUAAUGUAUUGACAAGGCGCGGGGCCGAUAAAUGGGGGGCCUGCAUUGUUGGCAAGACCAUCAAAGCUGACUGAGUAGAAUCACAAAGAGCUUUUUUGUUGAAAACUCUUGUGAAUAAAUGCUUAAAUCCCUGAAUUCUUUAUAGAUAUGGACGUAAACUGUCUUAAUUCUUUGUCAAAGCAAAAAAAAAAAAAAAAAGCCAAACAAACAUGCAAUUAGCAUUUAUUUUACUUAAAUAUGUCGAAGUACAAUGCUAGUCUGUUAGUAAAUGUAGCUAGCGACCGCCUUAUGUAAACAGAGCUUUUCCAGUGAAUAUUGUAAUAUAAUAUUGAAAUUGUCAUCAUAAUGAAAAAAAAUUUUGUCGAUAAAUAUUUUCGUUGUCGUCAUCGUUGACAAAAACAACAUUGAUUCAAAGUUUAUAUGGAUUGAUAGCAUGCUCGCACUGUGCGUGCAUGUGGGUGCGUGUUUUCUGAAAUUUCCGGGUUCGCGGUGAGUCAGCAACCAGCACACGUUUGCUCAAUAGACUAUGUUUAUUGAUUAGAAAAGGCAGAAUAAAUGAGAUUUAUUGAUUACAAUACCACAAGAGCAAGCAAACAAGUAUCAAAAACAAGCAUAACAAAUGGCAGCGAUGACGCUAGAUUUGAGUUAGUCAAUCCCAGAAUCCCCGCAUUACGGUUACAGCACAACAAGUUGUCCCUCAGCAAUGAAAAUCGCUUACCGUGACAAAUGAGCGGGGAGCCAAAACACUCCGGUAAAGCGGCGAAAGGACAAAGCUGGGAGAUCCGUAUGUUUAAUCCACCAGCGGACUUCCGGGGUGUUGGGGGAAUCUCCCGACUCUUAUAGGCACGUCUGACGCGGGGACAUGGGUGGCCACUCCCUGCCCUCACGAAAACGCACCACCUGAACUCGCAAGCACCCCCCACCCCUCCCCCCGCUAGGGUAUGAGAUUCCCCCCCCAGUUUAGGCUCCCAGCAGUUAAAGUAGAAUGUUUAUUUAUCUCGUGAGAUUCUCUCCUAACUAUGGGACUCAAGCGCGUACUAUGGUGCAAAACAAGUUAUCUCGUGAGAUACCCUCCUAAAUAUGGGACCCAAGGUGAAAAACAAUAGAAGUUGUUACAAUCUAGGUCCCUGAAGUAUUCAUACAUCACAAAGGCAUAAUGUGCUAAUGUUAAGGCAUCCCAUAAUAUUUUCCCCCCAUCAGUGCGUCAGUUUGCCCCGACUCAGCCAUGUAAGCAAUACUGAAAUAUUGCUUAUUUGGUGCAUAGAAAGAAAACCAAGCAUUAACAGGGGUUAGCUCUCCUGCCUACAGGUCUCGCUCUUUGCUGACGUAAUUGCAGCGUAAAUUCCGAUUUGGGACACUUGACAGUUCGGACAGCCGCCACAUUCUGGAAAAAUGUGGCCCAGACCGGAUUUAAACCACAAAUGAAAGUGACCCAGAUCGAAUUUCAAAUAGUCCACUUUUAUGCGACCUGUCCCAUUUUUAAAAGUGGAGUUCAAGCUAGGCGUUAAUGCUAAUGCACAGCUACAUCGCUGCCGUGCUGCUUGCCGCUCUCGCUCUUUGCUGAAGUAACUGAUGCAUAAAUUCCGAUUUGGGAGACUUGACAGUUCAGACCGCCACCACAUUCUGGAAAAAUGUGGCCCAGAACGGAUUUAAACCACAUACGAAAGUGACCCAGAUCGAAUUUAAAGUGGUCCACUUCUAUGCGACCUGUCCUGUUCAGACUGUCAACAUGCCUCACUCAAGAUGGAAAAACAUGAAAAAUCGGAUUCGUGCAUUAAGGCCUGACCUGCGGUUUGAACCUAGCUUACGUCACCUCUAAAAUUAUUGGAACACCAAGUUGGAGUCCCCUUUGUUUUUGUUGUAUACCAAAGACAUUUGGGUUUCAGAUAAAAAGAUAUGACACAUAUGUUUAGAAUUCCAGCUUGUAUUUCGUGGUCUUUAAAUCAAGUAGGAAAGAUGUAAUGACCUUUUCUUUGAACCCACCCACUUUUCAAGUGAGCAAAAUAAUUGGGAGUGAUGAGAACAAACUUUGUAUGUUAUUAGGGGCCUUUGUCUUAUAUUUUCUCGAAUUUUAUUCAUAAAAAUCUGUGAGAAAAUGAAUCUAUGCUCCAUUAUUACUUUUACAUUUAUUUUCUAGUAGUUACGAAGUCACUUGCCCUGUAAAUAUACUGUGCUACCUCUACUUAAACUACUUCCACAACCAAUAAAUUUCGGAAUUUAAAUUCUGUAAGUAAAGACCAGUGUUGUUAAUCUUACUGGGAAAAAAAGUAAUUAAUUAGUUACAAAUUACUUCUCCCAAAAAGUAAUUGAGUUAGUAACUCAAUUACCUGAAUGUAAGAGUAAUUAGUUACUGCGCAAAGUAAUUGGUGAUAAUUACUUUUUUUUUUUCCCCUCAAAAAAAAAAAAAAAAAAAAAACAUUGGCCACACUAUGUGAAUUUUUUUGUGAACGUUUUUGGUACAAUUGGCCCGAGCCCAAUUCUUUACCCUAAUUUACCCUUUACCCUGAAUCAACUGUUAAAAGUUGUUAAAAUUGCUCCCAUUAUUGCAUUAGUUCCCUUCUCUCUACUUUCGACAUAUGAAAGUUUUAAAACUGUUUCAUCAUUUAAAGAUAUUCAAGUCAAGAUUUUGCCGAUUUAGAAGUAUUUUAGAUUUAAAAAAAGUUACCCAGGUUCGCUAGGAAGGUUCUCUACAACAUAGCUGUCCUAAAAAGUCUACUGCUUUAAGAUGGCGGCUGUUUACAAAAGCAUCUAGUGCCGUCUCUGUCAUUGUGCAUCUAGUUAUAUCUAUAUACAGUAUAUGUGAUAUCUACCAUGUCUACCAUAUCUACCAUAACAUGCGGGCGUAGUUUGUAGGCUAUCGGCUACAACAUGUAUUAUUGGAGCUACCUAGCAUCGCGUUUGCUCGGCGUCACAACUUUCUUGUCUCCUCCGCACUCCUGCUCUGCUUUGUCGUCUCGGUGAGUCCGUCUCCCUCAGACUUUUCGACCAAUAUAAUAACGCAUAGUAACGCAUGCCUUUCCGUCCUCAGUAACGGUAACGGCGUUGCCAAGAUGAGAAAAGUAAUUAAUUAGAUUACCCACUACUGAAAAAAAUAACGCCGUUAGUAACGCCGUUAUAUUGUAACGCCGUUAUUAACAACACUGGUAAAGACAUGUUUUCCAUGUGAAUGCUGUAAUCCAUGGGUGUCCAAACCUGUCCUCAAGGGCCGCUGUGGGUCCUGGUUUUUGUUCCUACCAAUCGAGCACGGACAGUUUAACCAAUGAAGUGUGUGCUAAAUUAAGCAGCACCUGACUGCAAUCAACUGAUUACACUUGUGAGACACCAGAUUGGUGACAGGUUGUCCUCAUGAUGGGUUUGAACAAAAACCUGCACCCACUGCGGCCCUAUGUGGAAUAGUUUGGACACCAAUAGAGGUGGGAAUCUUUGGGCACCUAAUGAUUCGAUUAUGAUUCAGAGACUCCGAUUCGAUUAUGAAUCGAUUAUUGAUGCCCCCCCAUUUAAAAAAAAAAAAAAAAAAAAAAAAAAUUUUUUUUUUUUUUUUUAUGUUUUGUAUAUUUGUUCCAAAAUUGUUCAAAAAUCCUCUCAGGCUAAAUAAACCAAACUACUAUUAUAGUAUCAAGUUACCGGUUAAAAACAGUAAAUAAAACUCAAGUCCCCAUUCUGUAUCAGCAGCUUUAAACUACAUUCAAUUAAUUUAAUGUUGUGAAUCAACCGUUAAAGUUGUUAAAAUUGUGCCCGUUAUUCCAUAAUUUCCCUCAUGUCUACUUUGGACAUGUGAAAGUUUACAAACUGUUUCAUCAUUUAAAGAUAGAUUCAAGACAAGAUUUUGCCGGUUUAGGGGUAUUUUAGAUUUAAAAAGUACAGUAAUUUCUGGACUAUAAGGCGUACCUGACUAUAAGCCGCCACAUCGGCAUUUGUUCAUAGAUAAGCCGCACUGGACUAUAAGCCGCAGUUGUCCUCAUUGUAUUAUGGGAUAUUUACACCAAAAGAUAUUAACUGGUAACACUUCAUUUGACAAUGGCAUCAUAAGACUCUCAUGAGACCAAAUAAACCACCAUUAAGCUUUGAACCAAUUGGGUGCAAAGCCUUAUUGUUUCUAAAAGCUUCAUUUGGCCAUCACUGCUCCCUUGGGGAGACAGUCAACCUCUGCUGCCACCUGCUUUCAACACUGUUGUCAUCCAACAUUCCUCCUAGCAUGCAUUGUGGUGCUACAGAUGUAAAUAGCAAUCAAAAUUCAUGUUCUGUGCUAAUUAUUUCUUCAGUUACUGUUCCAGUUGUUUCAUUAAUUGCCAGUUAUGGUAUUUGGUAACAUUUUCUUGGAUAGUGGUGCCAUAACACUGUCAUAUGACAGUCAUAAUUAUUACAUGACAAGGUCAUAAGCAUUAAUGAAUGCUUAUAAGAGGUCGGUUAGUGUCAUCCAGCAAACGAUCUCACUUUUGAAUGGCCGUAAAAGAUCUGAGCUGGACAUAAAUGGAGUUAGUGAAAUAAUAUGCCACAUGACACAUAUUGACAUCUGUCAUAAGCAUUCAGUAAUGCCCAUGAUAGUGUCAUGUCAUAAUUAUGAUGUUCUUAUGACAGUCUUAUGAGGCCCCUGUCAAAUAGUGUUACCUAUUAACCCAAUGAAGGAGAAAAGAUAUCGUCAUCGCACACACCAUAUAAUUGUCUGCAUUAGUCUAACACACAUAUAGUCUAACACAUACAUAUGGUACAGGUUGGCACCGUCUAACUGUUUGCAUUACUCUAACACACGUAAUAUAAUUAAUCAGGAAAUAGUAUCAUUUUCAUAUUUACGGUAUGACUACACUACUAAUAUAAAAUAAAUAGAACACCAUAGUUUAAUGAGAAGAAAUAGAAGAGAUACACAAUGCUGUCUUAUCACAAGAGUGACGCACCAACUCUGGCAAUCAGCUCUCCCAGCAAACUCCAAGGACAAAGCGCUUUGUCCUAAAACAAGUACAACCAGCCCGGACAGCCAAGUUGAUAGCGGGCGUCCCAAUCCGCGCACGAACCUAAGCCGCCCAAAACCGGGGGAUGGCCCAAAAGCAACGCCCAGAAACGCCUUCGACAAGGCCCGCCUCAGCAAAGACUUUAAAAAGACUGGACACUGAGAUAACACAGAUUUUUUUCUGCUCUGAAACACAUAGCCUUGUUUUGGAUCCAGAAUUGUCCCUCCGUCGUCUGUUUUUGCCUUGUUUUUACCAUUGUCGACAAAUAAAUUGUCAACCUGUUUUCGGUGAGUGUUCUUCAAGCUUUUGAAACAUGGAGUCCGUACAAAGGGUUAAAAUAAGAGGACGCGCGAGAUUCGGCCUUCCCGGCGGGCGCGCGCGGAGCAGCGUCAGCCGAGCGGCAAUUGUUUUGGCUGGUGCUGUUCUCGGGUGCGUCUGGGCCGGGGGGGCGAAUUUCAACACCAAAUACAUCAACAAAUAAGCCGCACUGGACUAUAAGCCGCAGGAUUCAAAACGAGGGGAAAAAAGUAGCGGUUUAUAGUCGGAAAAUUAGGGUAAUUAGGUUCUCUACAACAGAGCCUUCUAGAGAAGUCUACUGCUUUAAGAUGGCGCCUGUUUACUAGCGCGGGAAAGUCUGUCAUUUCACAUCUAGUCUAGAUAUAUGUGAUAUCUACCAUAGCCGUAUGUUGCCGUAUGUUUGUAGCAACUAGCAACUGGGCGCAGUUUGUAGCGGCUGAAGGCCGCAGUCAAGUAUGAUUAAUUUGUUGGGUUUUUUUUUACCUAGCGGCAUGAGCUGCACAUGAUAUUUACUCUCGGUCCGUUCCUCAUUGCGUCCCGAAGACCGCGCUGACUGCGUUUUAUUUCCGCUUUACCUGGUAUAAUUCAAUAAUCGGAAUUUGGAUGUUUGUGAAUCGUUCUCGAAUCUUCCACGGCCGAAUCGCGAAUAAUCUAAGAAUCGGAAAUUUUGCACUGCUCUAAUCCUUUCCAAAAUUGACAUCUUUUUCAAUGCAUGCUACAAUUGGAUUGCACUAUAAACAUGACUUGUGCAUAAUGUAAAAAAAAAAAAAAAACCUAUUAAUACACUCAUGUUAAGUUGUCUGAACAUGAGGUGUUAAUGAAGAGGCCGCUGGGAUACACAUACAGUAGAGGUCCCUCAUAGCCAAUUGAAUGCCAGGAAUGCUAGGCAAUAGCCAAUGUCAGAGCAGCUAUGUUACAUUCAGUAAACUCUGGGAGCUGCGAGUUCCAACCAGACUGAAAUUUCUUUAACAAGAGGCAAUAGUUUACGUUGAGAUGUGUCUUAACCUGAAAAUUUUGUAUGUAGAGAUGUUAAGUAGAGGUACCACUAUAUACCCUAUAUUUGGCAGGGAAUGAGUUAAGGUGCUAUGAAAGGUUACCACGUCAUAAAAUAACUGCACUUACAUGUAGAGAAAUUAGCACUCAAGUCUUUUAGUUUAACAGUUAUUCCACCCUAAACAAUACAUCAGUGAAACACUUUUUUCAGCAAUUUUGAUCCACGUCUAGGUUCCCAGUGCAUGCCAUAGCUAGUACAUGUUGAAACAGUAGUUACAUGACAGGUCACCAGAUAGCCUGUUGGCAGACUGCAAAAACCUGCAGCUUUUACAGUGGGCGGGGCAAGGCAGCUGAAAAAGGAAGACAAUUUAAGAUCUAAUUUCAUUAUUACCGUAAUUUCCCGACUAUAAUGCGCACCCCAAAUUUACUUGUAAAAUGUAGGGGAAAUUAUUGUACCCGUUGAUAACGCCUACCCUAAUUUUAGCACCAAUAAAUAGAAGAAUACAAGUAAAGAGCUCGUGUACAGAUACAGAAAUGUCAUUUUACUGACUGGUGAAACACAGCACAAACAUAGCAUAUUGGUAGUUCAAAACCUUACCAUAAACUGACAAUAUUUACGGUAAUAUGAUUUGACAACUUCUCCAAUUUAGCAGAAUCUAGGAGAAAACAAAACAGAUGUGACUUCUUUUAAAGGCUGCUGUAUAACUUGCUCGUUUCAUCAUGAUGAAUAAAUGUUUCUUCCAUGGAUUGAUAUGGUAAAAUGAAAGUACGUAAGUCAGAAAUCCGAGAGCUCAUCGCUGUCGACACUGACGUUCUAUGUUGUGGCACUGUUGGAUCCAUGCUUCUGUGUUGUCAUAUCUAUGUUGUGAUUGUCUGAGCCAGAGGGCCGCUAAUGCUAGACAAAAGAGCGCCGCAUUAUAGACGGACUGUCAGCAUUGAAGUUCACUGAAAGCAAGAAAUAAAAAGUACACGGCACUCGAAGUCGUUUUUUUUUUCCCAAGACAAAAGACACGACAGUAACAAUAGGAACUAUUGUUAUUUGGGUUUGAGUUUCCCGAGGGGCAGAUAUAGUUGACGGACACACACAGGAAGUCUGUGUUGUUACGUUUAUGGUCGGAGCUGCAAUAAUCGUCGACUCAAAUGAGUUCAAGAAACUAAGUUCUGUGCUUUAUGAAGAGUGAAAACAAUAAAACAAACCAGUCAUGUUACAACAUGAACAUUUUUUUAUUAUUCCAAACAAUUUAACCAAGCUUGGUAGCCAACUCUUUGGCUUUGGCUUUCUCAAGCUUUGCGAUGCGAGCAGUGGACUUGGGACCCAUGAUGUUGCCUCCCCAGUGACGACGGAUCUGCAAAAACCACAACAUGAGGAACAUUCACACCUUUAGUCACUGUAUGGAAUUAAAAGAAGUUCUCACCUCUUCAUAUCUGUCGUUGUAAUUGGUCUUGACGGCCUCCACGAGCUUGGCGAGGGCACCUUUGUCCUCGCUGCGGGAAAGAGGCGCGAUGCUUAAAUCCGGUUCUGACAAUUGGGAAACUAAACAUGACGUGCUUACGGGUUGGUCUGCGUGAAGGCCACUGAGGUGCACGUCUUCCUGUGCACCAGCUUGCCCAGGCGCGCUUUUCCUUUCACGAUGCAGUAAGGGACGCCCAUCUUGCGACAGAGUGCGGGAAGGAAGACCACCAACUGAGAAAGAAACACCAGGUUGGUAUUUGGAGGUUGACAUCCCCAUAUAGCCUGGCCAAGUCUGUUGGGCUCAGGGUUAAAAAGCUCGUAUGUUUUGAUCAACACAAUGAUUCAGGUGAAGAAAUUCAAGCAUCAUUGCCAAGAGAACCACCCCGUUUCCCGCAAUUCCGUACACUUACCUCGAUGGGAUCCACGUCGUGGGCGAUGACCACCAGCUGGGCCUUCUUGCUCUCCACCAGUGAUGUGACGGUGUUGACACCUGGAAGGGAAGGACGAUUAACGAGAAUAAAGGGAACGUUCACAGCUGAAGCUGGUUCUCGUGGGCACUUUUUGCUCAGGGUUAAAAAGCUCAUAAAGCAUCAAGAUGAUUCUCAGGUGAAGAAAUUCCAAGUCACAUCAUCGCAAAUCAGGCCACUUUGGGGUUAGGACUGCCACAAAAUGUCGAUUGCUUUUUUUCUUUUCUUUCGAUGAGUCAACUCAUCUAGUGUUAUUGACUGUUCUAUUACUAUCUCAUUU
Corythoichthys intestinalis (scribbled pipefish) is the source of this 9588-nucleotide messenger RNA. Its product is annotated as surfeit locus protein 1. Bases 70 to 978 code for a protein of 302 amino acids. Gene Ontology annotation, cellular component: mitochondrion; membrane. Gene Ontology annotation, biological process: mitochondrial respiratory chain complex IV assembly. Lineage: Eukaryota; Metazoa; Chordata; Actinopteri; Syngnathiformes; Syngnathidae. The transcript has 9 exons. The record is from RefSeq and is a predicted model, not a curated record.